AUGAAAGUUUCAGAAAUGUUUACUAUGAUAACAUGCUUCUGUAUGACACUCAUUCACUACGUUUCUGGGACGAUUCCCCCGGCUGCUCUGUUUGUGGGGAUGGGAUACAACCUCCUGAGAGGAAAUCCUGACGGUGAUAGCCAUAUAAACGCGGGAAAGGAUCCGGGGCUCUUGAUGACGCGUCAGAUUCUUAAGUUGGAUCCGCCUGAUUCUCCACGUGAACUCUCCUACCAUGAGUAUUCUCUGUGUUUUCCCACACAAUAUAAGGAGGUGUUUUACAACACGAAGUCCUACCAAACCAGACUUCUGCAUGAUCUGAUAGGUAUCGGGAAUACAACAGAGAAUAUAACCAACCAUGCAUUCUCUUUAAGCGAAGGCUUUCGAUUCAUCAGCUCGGAUACUCACCAGGGAAGCUUUUUUUAUAUUGACGAAGUCAGGCUCUGCAACAAAGGUAGAUCUAGGUUUAUGACAAGUUUAGCACACAGUCGUAAGUUCGACAUUGGAGACGAGUUUGCAGCAACUGUUUGUUCACUUCCCAGAACUUAUGACCAGCAGACCUACAUGAACUUCCUGGAGGAUUGGGGAACACAUGUUGUCAUGGAAGUGGAGAUUGGUUGGGAGAACAGAACAAGGAAGAGGAUAGCAGUAAAAGACAUUGUAGAAGCUCUAAUAAAAACUAAUCCAGACUUACUAGUACCGACAGGUUCUUCAAGAAAACACAAGUCUUCAAUCGCCUUGUCUAAAACAUUCCUAGAUAAUUCAACCUCCCUUGAAUCCUUUGCCUCAAAGAUGAUCACCAUUUCGUCUAUGUCGAAGGGCAGUGAGCAAGUCAGCGAACCAAUCAAAUAUAAGGUUAUAAGCAUAGACAAGCUGUUGGACAUAGAUUAUUGGCAGCUGCCAAAGGACAUAGUGCAUAAGCAACUUUGUACAUCCGGUUUCGAUAGUUUGCUACCCGAGAAACAACAAAAUAUUCAGAAAGCUCUGAGUCUGUAUGCAGAAUUUCUGAAUGCACCGCCAGCAAAAGAUUCUAGUCCGGAAUAUCCGGUUUUCUGGCCGUCUCCGCCAUUCGCACUUCCAGAACCUGUUGGCGGUUGUCCCAAGGAUAGUGGUUCAUGGAGAGUAGGAAAUCUCACCCACCAACUUUCGACUCGCAUCGAUUCAUUCCCAAACAAUACCUUUCAUUAUCAGAAUGAAAUUCAUCUGAAAGGACUACAUAACGCAACAAUCCUCAACAUGUUCUACUGCGGUUUAACUUCAUCUGGUGAUUCCUCCAAUCCAUGGCCUCGGGGAUCUUACUGCAUCGCUCAAGUAUCAAACAAUUGUCCAUCAGGUUUUUCUAGCGUAACCAUUACUUAUAGUCUUUACCCAAGAGAGCAGUACCUGUCUACUACCUACGACCAGUCACUUGAGUUCUCCGGAAACAUACCAAAACUUGAAGCAACAUCUGGACAGUCCUACAAAAUGUAUUACUGCUGCAGAAGUGACGGAAAUGUUGACAAGCCAAUAAUUUUACCCCAUCAAGAAUCAUUCUACCUUUACCCUGAGCAUAGGACAAAGAAAUGUCAAAAAGUGUUGGGCAUGCGCUCUACUGAUGAGUGGAUUAAGUAUCCUUAUGCAGAGAACUCGAGAUACAACAGCUGCACAUGUGCAAGAAGUUAUUAUUACAACACAUGUCAACCGUACGAUGAGGAUUGUAAUCAAUACCACAAAGUCCAUUACUGCUUCUACACAAGGGAUACGUCAAUCUCAAGUGUUAGUGUAUUCGGCUGA
Messenger RNA from Saccostrea echinata, 1770 nucleotides. RefSeq lists its product as uncharacterized. The record is from RefSeq and is a predicted model, not a curated record. Gene Ontology annotation, cellular component: membrane. Lineage: Eukaryota; Metazoa; Mollusca; Bivalvia; Ostreida; Ostreidae. Gene Ontology annotation, molecular function: wide pore channel activity. The coding region runs from base 1 to 1770 and encodes 589 amino acids. The transcript has 10 exons.